Hydra vulgaris (swiftwater hydra) is the source of this 2324-nucleotide messenger RNA. RefSeq lists its product as uncharacterized. The record is from RefSeq and is a predicted model, not a curated record. NCBI's taxonomy places the organism in Eukaryota, Metazoa, Cnidaria, Hydrozoa, Anthoathecata, Hydridae.
CGAUUUUACUAAAGUCGCAGACCUGGAAAAAUGUUUACGUAUACGUAAUUUCCGUGUAAUUUAAAACGAUAUUUAAAACAUAAAAGUCACCUCGUGCCUCAACUUAAAGCUUAAGGAUAACAGAAUUUUUAAAAUAUUAAAAUCAAAACUUUACUAUUAACUGAUUUUAAUGGCUUGCAAUCUUGCUGAGAAUAAAUAUCAAUUUAUUGUUGAUGGUCAUGAAAACGAGAAAUUUACAGGGAUAGAGCAGGCGUGUGAUGUCUUUUGGGAAAAGUGGUUAUCUUCAAAAUUUUCCUCAGAUUUCGGAGUUCCAUCUUUCCCUGAGAGAUACAUUCCGACCGAGCACUUCAGGGCAAAUGUUUCAGCUUUGCAACACAAUCAAGCCCAUCAGUAUAUUACUAAUGCUGGAAAUCAAAUUUUUACAGAACCAUUCUUUAAAGGAACUGAAGAUAAAAAGACAAUUCGAACUAGUGUUCAUAAAUUUGAAAGCGAUGUAAAGGGCCAGCAAAACGAAAUGGAGCAUUGCAUUGAACUAAAGGGACUCUUAACUGAAAAAUCCAUUUUUGUCUUGUCUGGUUUUAAAUAUAAUGAUGAGAACAUAGCUUUUAUAAAGUCAUUACCACGAUUCAGCCAUUUAGAUUUAAAUGAGCGCGGCGAAGUUGAUAUAUGCGUCUUCGCUAAUGGUACUCUAAUUGCAGUUGAGCUAAAGUCAAAUAGCGAUUCUACCUAUGCCAAGAUUCAACUUGAAAAAUUCAAAACUUUAAUGCAAAAGUUAUUGCCCGAUGUUAAUCUGCAUUUAAUACUUAUGACUAUAUAUCAGGGCAACAAAUCAGAAAGCGUUUUUACAAUGAAAGAUUGUAAUAUCACAAAAGAAAAUCAGAUUUGGUCUUCACCCAGUAAAUGGACUGGCUGGAAACUAUUUUGGAAUAGGCUAAAUCUGAGAACAAUCUACUCGAAGGAAUUGUUUGAAUUACAAAAGCUAUUUACGGGACUCACUGCCAUUGAACGUAUUCAAAACGUAUCUUCUUUUUCAAAUGAAUUUGAAAUAAAUCAACAAAUCUGCUAUAAACUGUCUUCGAGUCAGACAGAUUUGCCCCAACUUGAAAUAAUUGAUCGUAUUUUACAGAGCCAUCAUUUUAUUGGCAAAUCUCGACCAGGAAUCGAACGUACAACUGAAAAGUUUCGGGAGAUCUUGAAUAUCUUUUCACUUACAAGUGCGCAGCGAACAAUUUUGGAGAGUGAAAAUAACCUUCACGUUUUACUUAACGGGGGGCCAGGGACUGGUAAAACAGUUCUUUUGAUGUUUAAAGCGCUCGAAAUUGUUCAAAACAAUCAGACAGUGUUAAUUAUAUGUCCUAAAAUUGCAGAACCAGUAUUUCUUCCGGUUACAAAAAUGGGUGUUCAGAUAUACUCAAUUAGUUUAAUAAUUAAUGGAAAACUUCAACCUAUUCCAAAGGCUGAUUAUUAUUUGAUAGAUGACUUUCAUGCACCCGGUGUACAGGACCUAGUGAGCGAACACUUUUUUGUUCAGAAAAAGCAUGAAAAGCCAAAAAUUAAAGAUGAUUUUAGAAAAUCCAUCAUCUGGCUGGUAGUUGAUGUUAUGCAAGAUGCGUUUGCUUCAAAAUUUAACACUCCUCGUGAAUCUCUUUACGAGGAGGAGAUGGGAACUUUAGAUUUGCAGGAAAAUCCGUUACUCUGUCCUAUACUUUCAGACGAGUUUCAGAUUUUUAAUUUAUGUCUGAUUCUACGAAAUUCCUCAUCAAUUUCGAAUAUAAUAAAAGAACUAUAUUAUCUGGCAAAAGAAGAUGUUGAUAAUUCAUUGAUAAGCAAAUUUAUUCUUAAAAUCGAAUGCGGUCAUUGCGUUCAAGGCCAAAUUGACUAUGCAACGGUCGAGAAGGAAAGCGAAAUUCAAGAGAGGGUACGUGAGAAAUUGAAUGAACUUAUUCCAAAAUACAACUCUGAUAUUGCAGUUAUUGUUCCGAUUGAUAGAGAAAACUUUCAAGAAUUUUUUGAAAGUUUUAUUAAUAAUAAUCUUAACUUGACAACAUUAGAGGAUUUUGCACCUACUCCCCCAGUUUUCUCAAGAGAGUGGAAAGCCGGAAUAGUAGUUUUGACGAGUGGGUGCGUGGCAGUAGGCCCAUUUCUCGUAGUUCUCACAUCUCUGUCUCUUGCUAUAUCCCGUAUUAGAACGCACAUGACACUGAUUGCAAGUCGCGCCACUCUGAAGGAACUUGCAACCUGGUUUCAAACUUGCCCAAAUGAGUUAGAAAAUUUUCUAAAAUAAAUUUUUUCUUUUACUUUAUGAAUGAGAUUAUCAUUAUUUA